Molecule: messenger RNA, 1405 nt
Organism: Rhipicephalus microplus (southern cattle tick)
Lineage: Eukaryota; Metazoa; Arthropoda; Arachnida; Ixodida; Ixodidae
Gene: pasi1
Product: septate junction component pasiflora 1
Biological process (GO): regulation of tube length, open tracheal system; septate junction assembly; establishment of glial blood-brain barrier
Cellular component (GO): plasma membrane
Source: RefSeq, a predicted model, not a curated record
GAAUGGGCAACGCCUCUAGCGACGGCGUACGUGCGAAGCAGCGCCCGUUUGAAGUCAACCGUCAACAAAGGGUCGUUGCGGCGUCUCCGUUCGGCUACGUAACGUUAAUUUAAGUGUGAAAGACAUGCACGUCAUAACCACCGUUCUCGUAGCAUUGUGCGCUGUACUCGGAAAACUUAUUUAACGACACUCAAAAGACCAAUCAUGCCACUUCUAAGUCGCUGCUGGACGCCUUUCCUCCUGUACCACUGGACAAACCUCCGCUAUGGGAGUUUUUACUCUGCGAUGUACACAGCUGUGUAUCAUGUUUUAUUCAUAUUCUAUGCCAUAUAUGCUAUCAACGGAGGAAGAACUGAUUAUUUCUUCAGUCCAUACUUCGAGCUUUCAAUGAAAGGAAUAUACGUUGCAGCUGGCUGCACCAUGGGCUUUGGUGUCGUCUUUCUCCUUUUCACGCUAAUGUUGGUCAUAGGCAUCAAACGUGAUAACCGUUGCCUCUUCUUCCCAUGGAUGAUAUCUGUUGUCAUCGAAAUCCUUCUCAUGAUUGCUGUAGGACUGUGGUACAUUGGCCGCUAUUACAGAAAUCUUUACUCCGUUCUGGCUGCUAUCAUCCUAUGGUGCAUCGAUGGUGUUCACGUCUACUGCUUCAUGUGUGUCGUAUCGCACUACCAGGUGGUCCGUGACCUUCAGGAGCCGAAGUUCCAGAUUUUGUACCCAUAAUUUUACAUCCAGCUGUUCAGACUGCAGGCAAAACUGGGCAGGCACAUACCUUCACGAACACAUCCAAUUUCUACUCCCAUCUUCUCGUAAGUGCAAAGAACAUGCUCAGGAGCCAUAUUAAUGGCAUUGAAAAUUCUCGAGUUAAGAAAGCAGAGGCACACCAACAGCAAGGGACACGCUAAAAGUGAGAAAAAGGAUGUAACUAAUGUGAGGAUGCUUUGCCAAGUACUGCUUUUAUUAGAUGAAAGAGCCACUGCAGACCCAAUUGCAGCCGAUUCUGAUGUUUGCAGCUGCUGUUGAGUUGGCAUAUUCAACUAAUGGGAUCCUUUGGAGAAGUGAAGACAUACCUUUGGUCUAUUUAGUCCAUACAUGCUGCAUAACAGUGCCAGAGAACACAAGAGACCACACAGAGAACAAAGACUGAUGUGCAGCUCCCUGUGCAGAGUUAGUUCUACGGUGCUGUGUUGCUGCAAGGAAAGGCUGAACUAGCAUCACCAUCACUCUCUAGAGCUUUUUAGUGCUACUAGUCUAAAAAGUGGCACAAAGCAGCUAGCAGUUGGCAGCAAGCAUGCUGCGGGUUGCCCUGUUUCUUCUGACAAAAUGGUGUUCGGUACUCACGGAUUGAAUGCGCCAGUUUUCGUGUCAUAUUGCUGUCAUUUCAAUUAAAAUGCUUGCAUCAGAACUACCA